Messenger RNA from Myripristis murdjan (pinecone soldierfish), 2260 nucleotides. It is a transcript of the gene ddx41, whose product is annotated as DEAD (Asp-Glu-Ala-Asp) box polypeptide 41. The transcript has 17 exons. Gene Ontology annotation, molecular function: nucleic acid binding; ATP binding; zinc ion binding. The coding region runs from base 163 to 2007 and encodes 614 amino acids. NCBI's taxonomy places the organism in Eukaryota, Metazoa, Chordata, Actinopteri, Holocentriformes, Holocentridae. The record is from RefSeq and is a predicted model, not a curated record. Gene Ontology annotation, biological process: mRNA splicing, via spliceosome.
AGUUUGACUUCUACUGCUUUCCGUACACAAACAACUCGACUGCGUUGUUGUGUCGUCUGAAGUGUGCGCUGCAUUCAGUCAUGUGUCGUAGAUAAUUAUUACUUUUCCACUUUGCUAUUUAUUAUUUUUUACAGGUAGGACACUGCUCCAUUGGUAACUAAAAUGGAGACCGAAAGUAGACCGAAAAAGAGAUCCUAUGGGGAGGGAGAAAAGGCAGGUUCAGAAGGAUCUGAGGAUGAUGACUACGUUCCAUAUGUUCCUGUCAAAAUAAGAAAGCAACAAAUGUUGCAGAAGAUGUUACGGUUGCGAGGGAAGGCAGUGGAGGAGGAGCAGAAAGACAGUGGGGGAGAGCAGCGGGAUGAGGAUGAAGGUCUUGGUCCACGCUCCAAUGUCAGUCUCCUCGACCAGCAUCAGCACCUCAAGGAGAAAGCAGAAGCUCGUAAGGAGUCAGCCAAGGAGAAGCAGCUGAAAGAGGAAGAGAAGAUUCUUGAGAGUGUUGCAGAGGGUAGAGCUCUGAUGUCUGUGAAAGAAAUGGCCAAAGGUAUCAUAUAUGAUGAUCCAAUCAAAACUAGUUGGAAGGCGCCACGUUAUAUUCUGAAUAUGCCCGAAGCAAGACAUGAGCGCGUUAGGAAGAAGUUCCACAUCCUGGUCGAUGGAGACGGUAUCCCCGCUCCAAUCAAAAGCUUCAGGGAGAUGAAAUUUCCACCAGCAAUUCUGAAAGGGUUGAAAAAGAAAGGCAUUGUGCACCCCACACCAAUUCAAAUUCAAGGAAUCCCUACAAUUCUGUCAGGUCGAGACAUGAUUGGUAUCGCCUUCACUGGUUCGGGAAAGACCUUGGUCUUUACUCUGCCCAUUAUCAUGUUUGCCCUGGAGCAGGAGAAGAGGCUGCCUUUUUGCAAGAGAGAGGGACCUUAUGGACUCAUAAUCUGUCCAUCGCGAGAGUUGGCGAGGCAAACCCAUGGCAUCAUAGAGUAUUACUGCAAGCUGCUGGAGGAAGAGGGCGCCCCUCAGCUGCGCUCUGCCCUCUGCAUAGGAGGAAUGUCUGUCAAGGAGCAGAUGGAAGUGGUGAAACAUGGUGUCCACAUGAUGGUUGCCACUCCUGGCAGACUUAUGGACCUGCUGCAGAAGAAGAUGGUAAGUCUGGACAUUUGCCGCUACCUGGCACUGGAUGAGGCUGAUAGGAUGAUUGACAUGGGCUUUGAGGAGGACAUCAGAACCAUCUUCUCCUACUUCAAGGGCCAGAGACAAACCCUGCUUUUCAGUGCCACUAUGCCAAAGAAGAUCCAGAACUUUGCCAAGAGCGCACUGGUCAAACCUAUCACGAUAAAUGUUGGCAGAGCUGGUGCUGCCAGCUUGGAUGUCAUCCAGGAAGUGGAAUAUGUCAAAGAGGAGGCCAAGAUGGUGUACUUGCUUGAGUGUCUCCAGAAAACUCCACCUCCUGUGUUGAUGUUUGCUGAGAAGAAAGCAGAUGUGGAUGCCAUUCAUGAGUAUCUGUUGCUAAAAGGAGUGGAGGCUGUGGCUAUCCAUGGAGGAAAAGAUCAGGAGGAAAGAACUAAAGCUAUUGAAGCAUUCAAAGAAGGAAAGAAAGAUGUGUUAGUAGCCACAGACGUUGCCUCCAAAGGUCUGGAUUUCCCAGCUAUACAGCAUGUGGUGAAUUACGACAUGCCCGAGGAAAUAGAAAACUAUGUCCAUAGAAUUGGAAGAACAGGACGAUCAGGCAAGACUGGUAUUGCCACAACUUUCAUCAAUAAAGGCUGUGAUGAAUCAGUACUGAUGGAUCUGAAAGCCCUACUGAUUGAGGCCAAGCAGAAGGUUCCUCCUGUGCUCCAGGUGCUCCAGACCGGAGACGAGACCAUGCUGGACAUUGGAGGAGAGAGAGGCUGUACAUUUUGUGGCGGUCUGGGCCAUCGUAUCACAGACUGUCCUAAGCUGGAGGCCAUGCAGACCAAGCAGGUUACCAACAUCGGGAGGAAAGACUACCUGGCUCAUAGCUCAAUGGACUUUUAAGGGCUUUUCUCGUCAUGGAUGAUUGUCAAGUGCGGGACUGGAUUGAGAAAUAUUUCAGAGAAAAUUGUAUUGUCAUUUGCAUCAUGUUAUUGAAUUAAGGAAGUGUAUUUUUUUUUUAUUAUUGCAGAUCUGUUAGCAAAAAGGAUUAAGCUUGCACAUUUUUUUGCCAUUUUUUCUUCAUGCUUGUUCCUACUGUGCUUUUGUAAUAUACUUUUAGUUGUCUGUGAUUGUAAAUAAACAAAAAUUUCUACUA